Messenger RNA from Penicillium waksmanii, 1614 nucleotides. RefSeq lists its product as uncharacterized. The record is from RefSeq and is a predicted model, not a curated record. The transcript is spliced from 2 exons. Gene Ontology annotation, cellular component: membrane. The coding region runs from base 1 to 1614 and encodes 537 amino acids. NCBI's taxonomy places the organism in Eukaryota, Fungi, Ascomycota, Eurotiomycetes, Eurotiales, Aspergillaceae. Gene Ontology annotation, biological process: carbohydrate transport; transmembrane transport. Gene Ontology annotation, molecular function: carbohydrate:proton symporter activity.
AUGAACGACAACAUACUAGAAAAACCAAGCACAGACUUCAUCGAAGACACAGAAAAUCACCAACUAGGCCACAUAGCCAAUGAAGAAGACCACGCUCUAACCAAAUGGCAAUCCCUCAAGAAAUACCCAUGGACAUUCACCUGGUGCGUGUACGCCGUAUGGUGCAUUCUCCUCGUCAGUUUCGAGAACCAAGCCUCAGGAAACGUGACCGGAAUCCCCGAAUUCCGCAAGGACUUCGGCCACUAUUAUGAAGGCAGCUGGGUACUGGAGGCUAAAUGGCAGUCCGCGUUUGCCGGGGCUCCUGUGGCUUCUGCUGUUGUGGGCGCUUUGUGCUCGGGUCAGGUUGCUGAUACAAUUGGGCGGAAGAUUACGAUAUUCGUUUCGUUGCUGAUUAGUGUUGCGGCGGUUACGUUGGAGUUUCGGGCUACGACGAAUGAAAUGUUUUUUGGGGGCAAGUUUUUGAAUGGGUUUGCUGUUGGUGCGCUUGCUUCGGUGCCUAUUACUUAUAUUGGCGAGAUCUCACCUCUCGCGCUUCGCGGUGUCCUCACCUGCCUCACAGCCCUGGCCUACGUUAUAGGUCCACUGGUAGUAGCCCUAAUCACCAACUGGACCGGAGUCUACACGAACCGCUGGGCCUACCGCGCCGUAUUCGUAGCACAAUACGGCUACGCAGCCAUCGCACUCGCUUUCAUCCCCUUCAUGCCCGAGUCACCAUGGUGGCUAAUCUCCAAAGGCCGCGACGAAAAAGCGCAAAAGUCUCUCCGCAGACUUGGCCACACGGUCGAGGAAACACAGAAGAAAAUCGCAUUGAUAAAGAAUACUUUAGACGAGAUCCGACACGAAACAGAAGGCGUGACAUAUCUCGAAUGUUUCCGGCGGUCGAAUUUACGACGCACGAUCGUUUCGAUUAUGCCUAUAACCAUUCAGGCGUUGUCGGGCGUGGUUUUCACCGCUGGUUAUUCGACGUAUUAUAUGCAGUUGGCUGGGUAUAGUACAGAAAUGAGUUUUCAGUUGCAGAUUGUUCAGCAGAUUCUGUCGCUGGUUGGUAAUAUUAUGUCUUACUUCAUUAUUGAUCGCGUUGGGCGGAGGAAUGUGAUGGUCUACGGAUUGGGCAUUCUCACGGCCAUUUUGAUGGUAACUGGCGGUCUUGCAGUCGUUGGUUCUGAUACUUCAAGCCCGAAUUCGGCCGGCGCUAUCAAGGGAACUGUCGCGCUUAUCUUGGUUUACUGCUGGUGGUAUAACCUGACCAUCGGCGCGGCGGGUUAUACGAUUCUAGCCGAGGUUUCUACGUCCCGACUGCGUAUCAAGACGAUUGCGAUUGGGUUGGCGCUGCAGAAUGCGCUGUAUACGAUGUGGUCGUUUGUUCUGCCUUAUCUGUUUAAUCCCGAUGAAGCGAAUCUGGGCGCGAAAGUGUCGUUCAUUUUUGGCGGUCUUUGUGUCAUUUGUUUGGUUUAUCUUUGGUUCUAUCAGCCUGAGACUGCGGGGAGGACGUAUGGCGAGUUGGAUGAGAUGUUUAUGAAGAAGGUUCCUGCGAGGAAAUUCAAGGCUUAUCAGACAGAUGCGGAGGCUAUGGGUGUUGCUGCGAAGGAGGGGGUUGAUAUUCACAGUGUUUAA